Nothobranchius furzeri (turquoise killifish) is the source of this 7600-nucleotide messenger RNA. RefSeq names its product netrin 1a (gene ntn1a). The record is from RefSeq and is a predicted model, not a curated record. Lineage: Eukaryota; Metazoa; Chordata; Actinopteri; Cyprinodontiformes; Nothobranchiidae. Gene Ontology annotation, biological process: substrate adhesion-dependent cell spreading; motor neuron axon guidance; animal organ morphogenesis. Gene Ontology annotation, cellular component: basement membrane. Gene Ontology annotation, molecular function: protein binding.
GGUAACAGGGCGGAUGGAAGGCGCAAAACCAGAGUGAAUUAUUUAUUUUCCAUUUCAGGAAAAUGAUCAGAGACAUGAUUGUGUUUUUUUUUAUCUGAGCGACUCCAGCUCUCUGAAACAUCCGAUCCUCUCUGUUCAACCUUUUCUCCUCUGAUCGUUUUUGGUCUCCUCAAACAGAAGCUUGCUGAUGAGCGUCCUCUCAGCUGGACAAGCUGUUGUCUCCUCUCGCUUCUGAUUGACCAUCAGUGGUUCCCCCCCCCCACACGCGCGCGCGCGCGGACCCGGGAAGAGCUGACCUCAUGCACCACCGAGCAGGAUGGGAGAGUGGAAGAAAGCAGUGGGGGGAGAGAGAGGGGCUUAGAAGAGCCCGGCAGGAGGAGUGGGACCAGUGAGAAGGACUCGGGCGUCUCUCAGGUCCAGCCUGACUUGAAGGCAGAAUUUUCAGGAAGCAAACAGAUCAGAUUCCAGAUCCACUGAUUCCAGAUCAGUGAUCUCUCUUCCAAGAUUUCUAAAUUAUUCCCAGACUCCCCGGGACCCACCAGGAUGAGGGCUGUGGACGUCCCGCUGCUGGUGCUGCUCGCUGCGUCUCUGUCCCGGAGCGCGCUCGGCGGCUACGGGGUGAGCCUGUUCGCGGCGCAGACCUCCCCCCCGGACCCCUGCAACGACGAGCACGGCAACCCGCGGCGCUGCAUCCCGGACUUCGUCAACGCCGCCUUCGGGAAGGAGGUGAGGGUGUCCAGCAGCUGCGGCAGGACGCCGAGCCGCUACUGCGUGGUGAGCUCCGCGGAGAAGGGCGACGAGCGGACCAGGAACUGUCACACGUGCGACGCGUCCGACCCGAAGAAGAACCACCCGCCGGCGUACCUGACGGACCUCAACAACCCGCACAACCUCACCUGCUGGCAGUCCGAGAACUUCCUCCAGUUCCCGCAGAACGUCACCCUGACUCUGUCCCUAGGGAAGAAGUUUGAGGUGACCUACGUGAGCCUGCAGUUCUGCUCCCCGCGUCCGGAGUCCAUGGUCAUCUACAAGUCCAUGGACUACGGCAAGACCUGGGUUCCGUUUCAGUUCUACUCGACCCAGUGCAGGAAGAUGUACAACAAGCCCAACAGGGCGGCGAUCACCAAGCAGAACGAGCAGGAGGCCGUGUGCACGGACUCCCACACCGACAUGCACCCGCUCACCGGCGGCCUCAUCGCUUUCAGCACGCUGGACGGACGCCCGUCCGCGCACGACUUCGACAGCUCCCCGGUGCUGCAGGACUGGGUCACGGCCACGGACAUCAAGGUCAUCUUCAGCCGCCUGCACACCUUCGGGGACGAGAACGAGGACGACUCGGAGCUGGCGCGGGACUCCUACUUCUACUCCGCGUCGGACCUUCAGGUCGGCGGGCGGUGCAAGUGCAACGGGCACGCGUCCCGGUGCGUGAAGGACCGCGACGGGAGUCUGGUCUGUGACUGCAAGCACAACACGGCCGGACCAGAGUGCGACAGGUGCAAACCGUUUCACUACGACAGACCGUGGCAGAGGGCCACCGCGCGCGAGGCCAACGAGUGCGUCGCCUGCAACUGUAACCUUCAUGCCAGGAGGUGCCGGUUCAACAUGGAGCUCUACAAACUGUCGGGGAGGAAGAGUGGGGGAGUCUGCCUCAACUGUCGGCACAACACAGCUGGUCGUCACUGCCACUACUGCAAGGAGGGCUACUACAGAGACCUGUCCAAAGCCAUCUCACACCGGAAGGCCUGCAAAGCAUGUGAAUGCCAUCCCGUGGGUGCUGCUGGCAAAACCUGUAACCAAACCACAGGACAAUGUCCCUGUAAAGAUGGCGUGACCGGUAUCACGUGCAACCGCUGCGCUAAAGGCUACCAGCAGAGCCGCUCGCCCAUUGCCCCCUGCAUAAAGAUUCCUGUUUCUCCUCCCACAACUCCAUCCAGCAUCACCGAGGAACCAUCUGACUGCGACUCGUACUGCAAAGCCUCCAAAGGCAAACUGAAAAUCAACAUGAAGAAGUACUGCAAGAAGGAUUACGCUGUCCAGGUUCACAUCCUGAAGACAGACAAGGCUGGCGAAUGGUGGAAGUUUACCGUCAACAUCAUCUCCGUCUACAAGCAGGGCGAGAGCCGCAUCCGCCGCGGGGACCAGUUCCUGUGGGUCCGCGCCAAAGACGUGGCGUGCAAGUGUCCCAAGAUCAAGCCUGGGAAGAAGUACCUGCUUCUAGGGACCGACGAGGACUCCCCGGGUCAGAGCGGCGUGGUGGCUGACAAAGGCAGCCUGGUCAUCCAGUGGAGGGACACGUGGGCGCGCAGGCUCAGGAAGUUCCAGCAGCGGGAGAAGAAAGGCAAGUGCAAGAAGCCAUAGGUGGAGAUACGUAUAGAGGGGAAGCUGAGCAGAUGGUCGGAGAACACAAGGUGACAGAGGACAAAGGACCACGGACAGAGAGGACACCGCUUUUGUCGCUGCUUUUGUUUAGAAGCAUGAAGAGAUUUAGAAUGAUUUGUAUUUUCUAGUGAACUUUUGAAGGAGCUCACCUUGCAGAUUUGGUUUUAUGGUUUCUUUUACUUUGAGAUUCGUCUCUCUUGUGGAUUUGCCGAAUUUGCACCUAUUACCAGUAUAUAACAUUAUUUGUGUGAUUAUUUUUUAUUUCCAUAUGAAACCUUGUAUUGUAUGCUCUAAUUUUACGGACACUCUACGCUGGUGCAACAACGACAAACAGCCACGUGAAUACAGCUGCAAUAUUUGCCUCUGCAUGUACUUUAACUGAACUUAGAAGCUAACCUGUGAGGGAACGUCGUCGCUACUCUAACUGGGACUGGAGCCAUCGUUGCGGCGCCACACGAAAGGAUCCCGAGCUCUGGAGUUUGUGAUUGUCCUCCAGCAUUUUUCUUCACAUUUGCAUGAGGCAGAAGAGGAGCGACGACAAGAGAAUGAACAGACUGGAGCUGAACACGUGGACACCCUCUAUCUUCCACGAAAAAGGUGCAGUUUGAGUGUUUGUAUACCAGUACACACUUUGUAUUUGUUUGUGAUCACUUUUAUAAAAUGCUGCUCAAAUUCUACGGGGUGCAUUUCUAACCACUGUUUUCAUUUUCAGUAUUUAUGUUUUUUUUCUCCUCGUUGUCUCUAUUCACAAACAAAAUCUGUUUAAGGAUGAUUAAAGGCCAGUCCAAAUUUAGAUCUGUUUUCACUCAGCUCAAGUUGAGUAACAUGGACAGCUCUGUGAACAACCUCAGGUUGGAGAAACAGCGAUUCUGACUAAAAUGAUAAGCUAGCAGCUAUUUUCAAUGGGACUUAAAUCAGAGUGGAUCAAAACAACUAGUCUCAAAAAUGCUUUGUGCAAACCCUGUAUCAGUUACAGCUCCAUCAAUUUUAGAUUGCAUGUUUAUUGAUGUCAAACCCUUUAGUUUUUUUUUCUAAGUGCAGCAGCAGCUAGGGAUUCUCCUUCCAUGCACAUAAGUCAGAACUGGCAGCAGCCUAACCCAGAAAUUCCACUACCUCCGCUCCGCCUUCCGCAGCCGCUCGCGUCCUAACUCAAUUUUUACUGGUACCCGCUCUACAACGGCUUUGCUCCGGUGCGGAGACCUGAGGUGCGCAAACAGGCAUGCGUGGGAUUUUCGAGAUCUUGUCCUUUCACUGUGACCCGAUUGAUCAUGAGCCCUGGCUAUUUGUACAGGGGAGCUCUCUGUUUGGCUGACUGGUUAGCACACAUGACUUUCACCCGGGAGUCUGGGGAUCGAAGCUCAAUCGGACCAUUUUUGAUCUCCGCCACAGAACUCUCUGAAGAACUCAGUAUUGACGGCUUCAGCAAUGCUAUGCCACUCUGUGGAUUUUCUCUUAUUUGUUUUGCAAAAGCACUUCCUUUCAUUUCUCCCCCUCACCCACAAGUACCUCAAUUUCUGCUUCUGUGAAAUUGCGCUUCCUUGAUCUGCCUUGAUCUGCGGUCGCCAUGUCAUUGGCGGAGCGCUGCGACAACCGACUUAUGUAUAUGCAUGAGAUCCACAAGGCACUUUGCAUUGACUAUUUAUGGCAGUAAGUGGGCGUGGUCAGGGCAGCAUGUGACUAAAAUGUAGCUGAGAAACAUUCUCGUUAAUCUCCGAUUUAUGAAGCGGAGAUUGCGUGCAGCUGUGUGUACUCCAUGUUUGAUAGGUCACAAACCUGCUUGGUGUCGACACAUUUUUUUUUGCUGAGCUUAAGUACGAUUUUAGUAAGGAUUCUACGAAAUGUUUGAUAAAUGAGACCCCUGAUCUUUUAGGCCCGUUGACUUGCAUUCAUUUUUUUUCAUUCUUCCGGGGACCCAUAAGCCGACCGGAAAGGGAGGAUACUUAGGCUCCCCAUUCACCUCAGAUGUGUCCUGGCUUUGUCUGGAAUAGCCGUUAGCUCAUCAGUCCAGUCAGAAGUGAUAGUGCGUGCCAUUUAUCCUCAGGAGUUGGAAUUUUAUAGUUUCAGUUCAGAAUAAUCAACUAGAACACCCCGACUUUAGAAUCGAGAAGGCAAAGAUUCCAGACCUGCUCCGACCAAAAGCAGGAAAACUCACAAUAGCUGAACUAAUGGAGCCCAGAACUCCAGACAAACUGUAGUGGUAGCAAAAGAUUUUAUUCUGGAGGUAGGUCUAGCCAUGCUUCAGUGUAGCCUCAGCUCCACCAUUGGCCAAUCACAGCACUCUAUAUUUGUAGAGAGACAGGCUUAGAACCAGUGCUGAAACAGAAAAGAACUACAAAGAUGGCAUCAGCUCAGGAACAACGCUCAUUUGAAACAGCUUUGGUAUAAUAUUAGGGACGGGUACCGAAUUCGGUAAUUUUUAAGGUACCGACCGAAUUCCACAGUACCGACCGAGCACCGAUUCACUUCAUUUGAAACGGUGCCUCGUUUCGGUACCCGUCCUUCACAACGAGAACUUGCCUAGACAGCUGCGCAUGCGCAACAGCGUUAUGUCAUCGGUCGCUGCGAGCCAGUUGUAAACAGAGCAGCAUGGUAGAAAGAACACACGCUAAAGCUUGGGUCCACUUCACUAAAUGUGAUGGGUAACUGGGUGAUGAUGAAACCAGCGACAACGAUCUAAGUGAGACAUCCUCAUCUUAAUCUGCUCUGGUAGAUAAAUAAAAUGUUUAAGAUAACGUUAGCUUGAUUUGUUAGCUUCCGUUUCACUAAUGGUGCGUUUGCUUUCUCCUCGGAACUCCGAAAUUUUGACUAGAAGAAUAUAAACGCGCUCUAAAGUUUAGCUUCACUUUACUAAAUGCGACGGGUGAUUGGGUGAAGAUGAAACCAGUGACAACGAUCUAAGUGUGAGGCAUCAUCGUUUAAAUCUGCUCCAGCAGCUAAAACUGUUUAAGAUAACGCUAGCUUGAUAUGUUAGCUUCCAUUGCUACCAUUGUUAUCAGCUAAUGGUGCGUUCGCUUUCUCUUCUGAAAUUCUAACUUCCCAGUAGGAAAAAUCAAAUGAAAAAAGACGGCAAAAGGAAUGAAGAUACACAGUAAAUUUAGUUCACAGUAAAGAUGUUUGCUUCAGUUUAAUUAUCAGCUUAUAAAACUACAAGGACGAUGUUAAAAUACAAACAGUUGUAUGUUAUUUAUCGUGAUAUUUAUCAAAUAUUGUUAUAUAUUGAGAAAAAUAUAUAUCUAAUUAUAAAAGAGAAUUAAAAUAUUAAACACUCAAAAGUAUCGAAAAUUGGUACCGUUAAGUACCGGUAUCGAUUCGUAGGUACCGGGAAUUAGUACCGGAUCGAUUCAAAUGUCAAAGGUACCCAUCCCUAUAAAUCAUCAUAGAUUAUCCAGACUUGAGCUUUCCUUUGAGUUAUGAGCAGACAGACGUACUCAAGUUAUUCAUGUAGAAAAAGGAUACGUCUUACAUGGUGUAAGUCAGACUGCCCUGUUGACUGACAUCUAUAGCGAUGAGUAUGUCACAUCCUUGCUCUGAUUGAUCCUAGAGCUAGCCAAUUUUGUCUCAGAGGUCCAGUCUCACAGAUGCUCAUGCCCAACAUGCUGCUAGAGGCUGAAUCAUCAGGUGACUAGAACACACCCAAGUGUUCCCAGAGUUCCAACGUCUGAGAAAAAUCUUUAUUGCUCCAAGCUGCCAUCUUGAGCGGAGGUUCAUAAAUUAGAACAGUCAUAUUAACACUCAGACACGGGUUAUGUUGGUGUAUAACAUCGAUGCAACAUUAGACUUGCAUGAAUUAAAGUACUUCAUUCAAAUCAUCUUCUAUGAUCUCAGCAAAGAGUUUACAAAUGUCUGACCAGACAGGAGUUUAAUGACAGCAUGUUUAAAUGAGAUUAAAACAAAAACCAUAUUUUAUGUGAUAGUAUCAUAACAGUAGCUACCGGUUAAUACUCAACUGGUGUACUUUUAUAUGGAACAUCCUGAUGUUUUGACACACGGAGGGCAAUAAAAGCAAGAAUUAUGAAUAUUAGUGCAGAGAUGCCUGGUCACAGCACAGUAAAAUGUGGAGAACAAGGUUAAAUCUUCUCCAAAUCCCAGACUUGCUUUCAGCUACAAUGCUACCUAGAUGGCAGAAAAAUACUUCCAGAGUUUGCACGCAUGCGCACACACACACACGCACGCACGCACACACACAUACGCACACACACACGCACACACACAUGCACGCACGCACACACACACACACACACACACAGCAUGAAUGUAAAUUCACUGAACAGUAUCAGAGCUGCCAUGUUGAUUCUCUUCACGUUUGCACAAGGAGAAACAGGCGAAUAGGAGCGAUCAGGCUGGAUCGGUUGUAAAAUAAUUAUUUUUUUUAAAUUUUGUUAACAGUCUAGUUUGAGUUUUUGCAAAUGCUGAAUCGUCAGGUUUGUAAAGAUCCCACGGGUGAAACAGAUUGGUCUAAAAAUGGUGAUUCUUCAAUCCAAAUCACAAAAUAAAAAGUGUUUAAACUGUUUUAUCACGAUCAAUCAAAUGUAUCGGAUUUAAAACUGGUUAAUACUCUUCCAUACAGAAUUAUUAAAAUUCUGCCACAUUAAAGGGGAUCCAGCAUGAAUGACCUGUUUAGGGUCAAAGGUCAGACACUGUUCUGCUAGAUAGCAGAAUUGAUGGUUUCAUCAGUUACAGGACAUGGGCCAGGUGCUGAAGCAGCUGAGCAGCCCCAGACCAUCAUCCUCCCGCCCCCAUGCCUGAUGAUGUUUUAGUGUUAGGAUUAUUAACCGCUGUUGUAACGAGUCAGACUGAUCAGCUGUAGAUAAUAUGGCUUUGAUUUGACUUCUGAGCUUACAUGUUCCUGCUUUUCAAGCCGCCACCUGACAAAGGGUUAAAGGUCAACGCUCCGAAGCCUCACGCUGUAAAUUUUACAUCCAUUUUUGGAGCGAAGGCUCCAGAGAAAACGCCAUAAACAUCAGAUCAUUGCUUUGUGUUCAUACUAUGAAUUGUAAAUGUUGUCACCGUUGCUAAGACGUUUUCAAUACCUACUAAUAUAUUAUGGUUAUUAUAUAAGAAUAUAUUUAAUGACACGAGACAUUGUGGAUUUUAUUGUCUUUUUUUUUUUUACUUGUUUAGAUCAUUGACAUUAAAAAAGCAAAGAACUACUGAACACAGCAGCUUGGUAGGACUAAAUUCAGAAUUGCAGUUGAAAUAAACUCUUUACAUUGACAACUUG